UAAAUUUCUUGUGAUUCAGUUUAGACUGUUGACAAAUUUCAUCAAUAUUCCUUCAAGGAUAUUCACCUUAACUACUUUCGUCCUUAUCAAGUUUCUAGAAUCGCCAUGACUUCAAAAAUACCAAAAGGUCUUCACUUACCUCCCGAAACGAAGAGAAUUGAUCAUAAAGUGGAAUCCAAAGCACCUGCUGCCCCAGCGGCUGUCCACAAAUCAGAUGGCAUCCUGAAACACACAAAAGAAAAUGUACCAAGGAAGAAUGUAGCAUCAAAGGUCUACAAAGGAGUGUCCACCAGGUAUGGGCAACAGGCAGAGCUGAAGGAGCAAAACCAGCAUUUGACUGCUGCCAAUGAAGAGCUGCAAGGCAACCUGUCUGAAAUGCAGCAUAGAGUAGAAGAGCUGGAGCGACAGUUCAGUGAGCUUGAAAAGGAGAACGUGGACAUUAAGAAGAACCUUAAAGACUGCCAUGUGCUCCUUGUUGCUGCCCAAAUAGACCCAGUGUCAGGAGAGACGGUUGGAGAAACUCAACGACAAGCAGAAGACCGACAGGAAGCGAUGAGUGUCUCCAAAGAUCUGCUGAAUGAGUUAAAGGCCUUUGGUGAGGUUGCGUCGCAGCAGCGUGCUCAGCUGGAGGAAAUCCAGACAACAAUGGCGGAUCUCAUGAAAGCUCGAGGGCACAUGAUGCAAGAGAGGGAGAACUUUUCCCAGCAGGCAGCUGAGAUAACCGAAGCUUUAAAAGAAGCAGAAGCUCUCCUGAUGUAACAUGUUCAAUAUUUCUUAACUUAAAACUAUUAAAGAUUUGUAUGUAUUGAUGCAUAUUGUGUUUUAAUGUGGCUGAAUCUGAACACAGGAUUUCUCUCUUCGUAUUCCUGAAUCCUUAAUUUGUGUAGUUCUGCUUGCACGGACUGUACAUUUACAGAUGAACACAAUUUUCUUGAGUUCUUUUGUUGGAAAAUCAUUUUGUCUGCUUUGCAAGACAUAUUUGUCUGAUUCUGAAUAUGAUUUUUAUCACAACACAAGGUAAGUCAUUAAA
Molecule: messenger RNA, 1030 nt
Organism: Salarias fasciatus (jewelled blenny)
Lineage: Eukaryota; Metazoa; Chordata; Actinopteri; Blenniiformes; Blenniidae
Gene: knstrn
Product: kinetochore localized astrin (SPAG5) binding protein
Exons: 9
Coding region: 106-759 (217 amino acids)
Biological process (GO): regulation of attachment of spindle microtubules to kinetochore; spindle organization; mitotic sister chromatid segregation
Cellular component (GO): mitotic spindle; microtubule plus-end; centriolar satellite
Source: RefSeq, a predicted model, not a curated record